Diorhabda carinulata is the source of this 1376-nucleotide messenger RNA. RefSeq lists its product as uncharacterized. The coding region runs from base 96 to 455 and encodes 119 amino acids. Lineage: Eukaryota; Metazoa; Arthropoda; Insecta; Coleoptera; Chrysomelidae. The transcript has 2 exons. The record is from RefSeq and is a predicted model, not a curated record.
UGUUCUAUUCUAAAAAUAUGAGCAAUUAAACCGAGAAUGUUUGGUAUAAAUGUAAUUAGUUAGAAUAGAAUCAACUGUCCCAAAAUCUAUUGAACAUGGUUUCUGUAACUUUAUGUUCAAUUGUACUGCUUGCAGUCUUUUCUUGCUCAUCUUCACUACCAACCUUACCAUUUCCACAUCAAUUUUUUGAUAUAACAUCCAAAUCCAAAGACGAACAUUCGGAAAAAUCAUUCCCAGAAAAUAUAUUUGACUGGGAUAUUCCUUUUCCUAUGAUGGAUAAAGGAUGGCAGAUACCCUUUAUCUCUUCGCCUCAAGUUCAAACUUCGAGCAGCUUACCCAAAUUAAAUGCACCACAUUCUGAUUCGUCAAAUUCUGAUUCACGACAUUCUGAACCACGAAAUACUGAUUCACAAAAUUCUGAUCAAGAAUCUUCUUCUUGUUCUGAAGAUUAUUGAUAAGGAUCUCACAUAAGGUGAAUGUUAAUUUCAAUUUAUGUUCGUACGGUAAGACAUAGAGAGCUACUUAAGUUGUAUCAAAGUGAAGAGAUAAUUAGAAAAGGUAGAAUAAUUUUCCAUUUAGCUAUUCAAAAAUAUUUAAUAAAAAGUAAUUGACACUUCCUCAUCGAUAUUUUUCAUACAAAUCCAUCUGAGGUUUCAAACUCAUAAUCAAUUUAUUAUUUUCUUCUACUGAUCUGCUUCAAAAUACUCUUUCCAUGAAGUUUUGAUUCAGCCCAGAAGAGCCAGUGAGGCUCUUAUAUUUUUAAUUGUUCCAAAUACUUUUUCUGAAAAAUAGGCAUUCAACGUGGUCUUCUGAAUAAAAUCUCACUCCAGCAAAUGAAACUAUGGGGUUUGGAAACAACAAGAUGUCGCUAGGGGCCAGAUCUUGUUAAUACGGUGUAUGGUCAACUAAUCAAAGUGAAUUUUAGUCAUAGCGUUCACCGAAGGGUGAGAAGGUACGUUGUCCUGAUGAAGAUAGCACUUUUUUCUCCUUAUCGUGCAAUCGUUCUUCUCAGUUUAUCCUUACAUAUCAUCUUUUGAAAAUAGUCGUUGAACAAAGUCCCAUGACUAUUCCAAAAUAUCAUCCUCAUUUCUGUUUCUGUACAGAAGAUAAAAACAAAGACCCAUCGUUGAUAUAUUUAGAAUUUAGGACAUCCAUCCUGUGCAUCAUUUAUAAUCUAUAAAAUCAAAAUACAAUACAGAAAUAAUUAUUUUUCAGGAUGGAAAAUGGCUUACGUGAUAAUGGUGGCGACAACACAUAAAAAAUCAUAUUCAAAAUUCAGACAGACCUAAAUGCCGAAGUUUAAACAAUACUGAUUAUUUUCAUUCUCUAUUAUUAUAAAAGCUUUAUUAGUUUCAAAUAAAACAUAUAAUCGAAAA